Messenger RNA from Striga hermonthica, 1305 nucleotides. NCBI's taxonomy places the organism in Eukaryota, Viridiplantae, Streptophyta, Magnoliopsida, Lamiales, Orobanchaceae. The record is from the annotation of a GenBank genome assembly.
AUGGCAGUCAAGAAGAAGGUGAGAUCAUGGCAGGACUGCUUUUCGGGCUGCUUCAGGCCCGAAAGCCCGAGCCCGAGCCCGAACCAAUCGACGAAGAAUGCGGCGGGCUGGAAACGCUCUUCCUUCCGGAGGAUUUCGUUGUCGGAUUUCAGCAGCUCGAACAUAUCGGAAGAUUUAUCGGUGUCCUUAGCGGGCUCGAACUUGCACGUGUUUACGCUUCACGAGCUGAAGGUGAUCACCCAGAAUUUCUCAUCCAGCAAUUUUCUAGGCGAGGGGGGUUUCGGGCCGGUCCACAAGGGCUUCAUUGGCGAAAGGAUGAGGCCGGGCCUGAAGGCCCAGCCCGUUGCCGUCAAGCUCUUGGACUUGGAUGGGUCACAGGGCCACAAGGAAUGGCUGACCGAGGUUGUUUUUCUUGGUCAAUUAAGACAUCCUCAUUUGGUGAAGCUGAUUGGAUACUGUUGUGAGGAAGAACAUAGGCUUUUGGUGUAUGAAUACAUGCCCAGAGGCAGCCUUGAAAAUCAGCUCUUUCGAAGAUUUUCAGUUUCGAUUCCAUGGUCGACAAGAAUGAAGAUUGCUCUAGGAGCUGCAAAGGGGCUUGCUUUUCUCCACGAAGCCGAGAAACCGGUUAUUUACCGCGAUUUUAAAGCUUCUAACAUUUUGCUAGACUCGGACUACACACCCAAGCUCUCGGAUUUCGGCCUCGCGAAAGACGGCCCGGAAGGAGACGACACGCACGUCUCGACACGAGUUAUGGGCACACGAGGUUAUGCUGCUCCCGAGUACCUCAUGACGGGUCAUUUGACGGCUGCAAGCGACGUGUACAGCUUCGGAGUCGUACUCUUGGAGCUCCUAACGGGCCGAAAAUCGGUGGACAAAACUCGACCUUCGAGAGAGCAGAAUCUCGCGCCGUGGGCCCGGCCCAUGUUGAAGAACCCCCGGAAGCUCGCCAGGCUGAUGGACCCGAAGCUGGAAGGGCAGUACCCGGAAAUAGGGGCCCAAAGGGCGGCUGCAAUAGCCUACCAAUGCUUGAGCCACCGGGCCAAGAUGAGGCCGACAAUGAGUGAGGUUAUUAAGGUUUUGGAGCCGUUGGAAAAUCUCGACGACUCUCUGAACGACACGUUCGUGUUUGCUGUCUCGACAGACAGCGACUCGCAGAGCGACAUCUGGAGGGAAGUUAGACGGCGAAAGGAGUUCGUAAAGUGUCGUCGUAAGUUCCGUGAGGCGCAUAAAAACCGGAGCAGGGCCUUCACGUCGCCGGUGUUUUUCCUGGAAAGUGAUUUGGAGGAGGACUCUGGAAAAGAUUAA